Molecule: messenger RNA, 1017 nt
Organism: Apiotrichum porosum
Lineage: Eukaryota; Fungi; Basidiomycota; Tremellomycetes; Trichosporonales; Trichosporonaceae
Exons: 7
Coding region: 1-1017 (338 amino acids)
Biological process (GO): monoatomic ion transport; mitochondrial transmembrane transport
Cellular component (GO): mitochondrial inner membrane
Molecular function (GO): monoatomic ion transmembrane transporter activity
Source: RefSeq, a predicted model, not a curated record
AUGGCGGACAAGGCUGGCCUGUACGACAUCUCCAAGCCCAAGUACGACUUGAACACGUACGGUGGCCGCCUCAGCUACUUUUACAGCACCACCUCGCCGCUCACCCUCCUCGCUUCGACAGCCGAGCUCACCCAGGCCCAGUCGGAUGUCACCCGCUACGAUGCUGCCAUCAAGGCCGCUGGCAAGGCGGGAUACUGGGUCGACGCGGAUGAGAGGGAGAGGUUUGACCGUGCCAAGCAGCUCGUCAACUCGUCGAUCCACCCCGACACCGGCAAGCCCGUCACCCUCCCCUUCCGCAUGUCGGCGUUUGUCCCCACCAACCUGAUCAUCUGCGCCGGUAUGCUCAUGCCCAACCCGUCCCUCAAGAGCGUUAUUCUGUGGCAGUGGGCCAAUCAGACUUUGAACGUCGCCGUGAACCACGCCAAUGCCAACAAGUCGAUUGAGAUGAGCAACUCGGAGAUCGCCACCGCCUACUGUGCUGCGACGGCCACUUCGGUCUUCCUGGCUGUUGGCCUGACUACCCUCGUGCCGCGCCUCCGCAUCGCCCCUGCCACCAAGCAGAUCCUUGCCCGCCUCGUGCCAUUUGUGUCUGUCGCCAGCGCUGGUGUUGUCAACAUUUCGUGUAUCCGCUGGAAGGAGAUGCGCGAUGGCGUCGACGUCUUCCAGGUCCAGAAGGACGAGGAUGACAACGAGGAGAAGCUUCCCCUCGGCAAGAGCCCCAAGGCGGGCCAGAUGGCCGUCAUGCAGUCUGCUGCCAGCCGUGUCCUCACCAACGUGCCCACGCUCAUUCUUCCUCCCGUGGUCAUGACCCUCCUCGAGAAGCGUGGCACCUUUGUCGGCCCCCGUGGCCACCUGUACAGCAACCUCACCCAGCUGACCCUCAUCGGUCUCUGCCUCGGCCUCGCCCUCCCUCCUGCCAUUGCCUACUUCCCCCAGCGCGCCCAGACUACUGGCGAGAAGCUCGGCGGCGAGUUCAAGGACCUCAAGGGUCCCAUCUACUUCAACAAGGGUCUUUAA